Messenger RNA from Sycon ciliatum, 2085 nucleotides. Its product is annotated as quinone oxidoreductase-like protein 1. The transcript has 11 exons. The record is from RefSeq and is a predicted model, not a curated record. NCBI's taxonomy places the organism in Eukaryota, Metazoa, Porifera, Calcarea, Leucosolenida, Sycettidae. Gene Ontology annotation, molecular function: oxidoreductase activity; zinc ion binding. The coding region runs from base 277 to 1383 and encodes 368 amino acids.
AAUGUACUGGCAAAGAAGCACGAAGAAAGGAGGUGACAACAGGACUUUUUCCAGAUGGGGCUACUGGGAUACAGGGUGAAUAGAUGGGAGUACUGACAACUGUUGAGCAACUCUAUCUAUCAGAGUGUUGGCGUUUUUCUUGUGCUGUGUUCGUAGCUGGUAAAAUUUACCCUUUGAAAAACAAUACAGUAGCAUACUAGUACGAAUUGCAUAGUCCCUCGGUUUUACAGCUAGAGGAAGGGCCUAGGGGAGAGCGCCUCAUCUAUUUGAGUGACAAUGAAUGUGAUUGUGAAGGCGGCUGAGUACGUGCGCGUGGAAGGUGACCACUGGGAGGUCGAAGUCGCUGAGGACUCCGAGGUACCGUCUACGUUGGAGGAGCACCACGUGCGUAUUCGGGUCAAGGCCUGCGGUCUCACUCAGCAGGACUUUGAGGUUGUGAGCAAUAUUCACCGCUCCAAGGCACGGCUUCCACUUGGCCACGAGAUCUCUGGUGUUAUCAAGGAAGUGGGACCGAAUGCUAAUCUAUUCAAUGUUGGAGAUGAAGUUGUCGGUCUUCUGCCACUGAACUGGCCGCAUUCUGGUUGUGCAGAGGAGUGCGUCGCGCCCGAGUACUGCUUAGUUGCCAAGCCUGGUGCUGUGAGUCACGUGGAUGCGGCUGGCUGUGUGAGUGGUGGCGUGCGUGCCUACACGGCACUGCACUAUGCUGCACAUGUGUGCGGCGGCGAGACAGUGCUGGUCUGCAAUGGCUCCUCGCCCGAAGGUAUCAUCGCCAUUCAGCUGGCACAGCUGUGGAAUGCACGGGUGCUAGCAACGGCCAGCACUCACGAGGAAGCUGUGUUCCUGGAGAGUCACCGUCCUCCUCUCGCACAAGUGAUUGAAGUGGGCAAGUAUCGCCGCUCUCUGGUUGACGUGUGCUUGGAGGAAACGGGCGGUUUGGGCAUUGACUGCGUACUUGAUUGCGCGUCAAGCUCUAUCGACCUUUCGUCCGGCGCCGGCAGAAUGUCAACUCCAUCAUCCACGCCAUCAUCACCGACACCAAGCCGUCAGGGUGGCCAGCCAAGCCUUCACGAGUUCUUUUCCUGUCUGGCGGUCGGCGGCCGUUUUGUCACCGCUGAUCGCACCCUACAGCUUGACCCGCCACACUCGGACCUGUUGUACAUGAAGGGCGGUAGUGUCUGCUUCCUCAACGAGCACACUUGGCUGCUUUCCAGUGGUCAGCAGGGCCGCUACAUGCACAUGCUCAGCGACCUGGUGGAGAAGGUGAAUACCAAGAAAAUCAAUCCGUCCAUUCACCACACUGUGGAACUGGCGAACGUACCGCAAGCCUUCAAGCAGCUGUCUGACUGCGUCAUUGGCAAGGUGGUCAUGAGGAUGGCGGACUAGCCAUCUGCCUCUCCUCCACCCUCUCCCUCACAAGAAUUACAUGGAACAGUAUCGUUGUAAUUUGUAGGAGUGUGAGAUGAUCUCACCUGUUUUGAAAUUCAAUUUGCAAUUCUCAAAUUAUCACGUUUCUGCUAUUCGUUGUGCAACGACAAGUACAAGUAUUUACUUCUUUUCAAUACCGGCCCGCGAGUAUCAGGAAUAGGGUUUGGCAAUGUCGGCCGUUAUCAGCACUUGUCAGAUCAGAGAGCGGCUCGGGACCUACUCAUCUAGUCUUCAGCACUCCAAGACUGCAGUCGUGGCCGGCAUUCCAAAGCCAACACUAUUGUAACUUGCUAUACGCACAAGUGCUGCACAGUGCACACCAUAAUAAUUAUUGUUAUGGAUUUAUGGUGCAACAUUCUCGAACCUCAACGAUACAAACCAUGUACUGUAAAACAUGUAAUUUUAGGUGCAUUAAAAUUUCGGUGCCAGAGACCUGCCAGGUUUCAGGUGUACUGUAGGAUUAGGUGACCAGCAUUCCUUUCACAUACAGUGCAUACUCUAGUGCCUUUUAGGUGUAAUUUAAAUUUAGGUGCCUGGUUUCUUUACUGAAAUCACCGAAAUUAAAGUUACACCGAAAAUUACAUGUUUUACAGACUUGAAUUACAGUACAUCAGAGUACUAAAAAAAGUGUUUAGUACUCUGUGGUGUACAGUACCAAGA